Messenger RNA from Aspergillus melleus, 1167 nucleotides. Its product is annotated as mannitol-1-phosphate 5-dehydrogenase. Gene Ontology annotation, biological process: mannitol catabolic process. Gene Ontology annotation, molecular function: mannitol-1-phosphate 5-dehydrogenase activity. Lineage: Eukaryota; Fungi; Ascomycota; Eurotiomycetes; Eurotiales; Aspergillaceae. Bases 1 to 1167 code for a protein of 388 amino acids. Gene Ontology annotation, cellular component: cytosol. The transcript has a single exon. The record is from RefSeq and is a predicted model, not a curated record.
AUGGCGAAGAAGGCUGUUCAGUUUGGCGGCGGUAACAUCGGCCGUGGCUUCGUCGCCGAAUUCCUUCACACUGCCGGCUACGAAGUGGUCUUUGUUGAUGUCGUUGACAGCGUCAUCAACGCCUUGAACGAGUCCGACUCCUACAAUGUGACGGAGAUCAGCGAAGAGGGUGAAGUCACCAAGACCAUCACCAACUACCGCGCCAUCAACUCCAAGACCAACGAGAGUGACGUCGUGCAGGAGAUUGCUACCGCCGACGUGGUUACUUGCGCCGUUGGCCCUAACAUCCUCAAGUUCAUCGCUCCCGUCAUCGCCAAGGGUAUCGAUGCUCGCACCGAGUCCAAGCCCUUGGCCGUCAUCGCCUGCGAGAAUGCCAUCGGUGCCACGGAUACUCUGCACGGCUUCAUCAAGGAGAAGACCAACCCGGACCGUCUCUCCUCUCUCUACGAACGCGCUCAGUUCGCCAACUCGGCCAUCGACCGCAUUGUUCCCAACCAGCCUGCCGACAGUGGCCUGAACGUGCGCAUCGAGAAGUUCUACGAAUGGGUCGUCGAGAAGACUCCCUUCGGCGAGACUGGUCACCCCGACAUCCAGGCCAUCCACUGGGUAGACAACCUGGAGCCUUACAUCGAACGCAAGCUCUUUACCGUCAACACCGGUCACGCCACCACUGCCUACUACGGCUACGCCCGCGGAAAGAAGACCAUCGCUGAGGCCUUGAGCGACGAGGAGAUCCGCGACAUCGUGCACAAGGUCCUGGACGAGACCGCAUCGUUGAUCGUGGCCAAGCAUGGCAUCUCCGAACAAGAGCAGAAGGAAUACGUCAACAAGAUCGUCAGCCGCAUCAGCAACCCUUACCUCGAAGACCAGGUGGAGCGUGUCGGCCGUGCUCCCGUACGCAAGCUUUCCCGCAAGGAACGCUUCAUCGGCCCUGCGUCGCAACUCGCCGAGCGUGGCAUGCAGUACGAGAACUUGUUGGAUGCUGCCCAGAUGGCGCUUCGCUUCCAGAACGUCCCCGGCGACCAGGAAAGUGUCGAACUGGCUCACAUUCUCGCGGAAAACAAGGCCGACGGCGCCACCACCCAGCUUACCGGCUUGGAAGAAGAUCAUCCUCUGUACGCCCCUGUGCUCAAACGGGUGAGCCAAGUUCAGCAGGAGGCCAAAUAA